Drosophila sulfurigaster albostrigata is the source of this 1950-nucleotide messenger RNA. RefSeq lists its product as uncharacterized. The coding region runs from base 69 to 1922 and encodes 617 amino acids. The transcript has a single exon. Gene Ontology annotation, molecular function: RNA polymerase II cis-regulatory region sequence-specific DNA binding; DNA-binding transcription factor activity, RNA polymerase II-specific. NCBI's taxonomy places the organism in Eukaryota, Metazoa, Arthropoda, Insecta, Diptera, Drosophilidae. The record is from RefSeq and is a predicted model, not a curated record. Gene Ontology annotation, biological process: cell differentiation; regulation of transcription by RNA polymerase II; anatomical structure morphogenesis.
AUUUAAAUAACUGCGAGUGAGCUUCAUAUAGAAUCCUAUAUUGCCGAAAAACCAAACACGAAUUGCAGAUGGCCAACACAGGCCUAGCUGUAUCAUCACAGGCAUCUUCGCCUGGCCAGCAACAUUGCAAGAUACAUUUGUUAUCUGAUGUAAAUUCUUCAGGUGUUUCUGGAUGUGAUUCGACCUCAACGUCUUCAGCACUGACUUUAGCGCCAAGACAAUUGCACUCACAUUCGACUGCACUAGAGCAAUACCGCCUACAUCUUUACAAUUAUGCUCUUAACCUUGAGCGUUUGCGUUGCCCUCAAUAUGGCUCUGGAACAACGACAGGUAGUGGGGCAAGUUUAGGAGUAAAUUCGACGACAACAAUGCCACCUUGGUUGCAUACAUAUACGCCUGCACUGCACUGUGGGCAAAGAUUGGCAACGCUUUCAACAAUCUCGCUGUUCCCACAGUCGCAGCGAAUAUUUCAACCCGAGGAACCGAAACCACAACACAGUUACAUUGGGUUAAUUGCCAUGGCAAUUUUAAGCUCUACAGAUAUUAAGCUUGUCCUUUCGGAUAUUUAUCAAUACAUUUUGGAUAACUAUCCAUAUUUUCGAACUCGCGGACCUGGUUGGCGCAAUUCCAUACGCCAUAACUUAUCUCUGAACGAUUGCUUCAUUAAAUCUGGACGCAGUGCGAACGGUAAAGGUCACUACUGGGCCAUCCACCCAGCUAACAUGGACGACUUUCGCAAAGGUGACUUUCGGCGUCGUAAAGCUCAGCGUAAGGUUCGCAAGCAUAUGGGGCUAUCUGUUGACGAUACUAGCACGGAUUCUCCAAGUCCACCGCCAUUGGAUUUAACUGCUCCACCUCCACUAGGUACAGCACAAGCAUCUUUGCAGCUGGCAGCCCUCAACUAUCCAUAUAAUCAGCACUAUAUUGGACAGUUCUUUGGACGCAAUAGUCAACCACAGUACACCACAACGACUACAGCUCUGCAGCGACAACAAAUUCACAUUCAGCAACAUCCCGAUUCAAAUAUAUUCAAUACGUUGGAUCCCAUUUCAUAUCAACAGCAGAAACAGCAACAACAUCAGCAUAUAGCCUAUAUAAACUCGACGACGACAACAACAAUUGCAAAUUUGUAUUCCCAAACACAACGCAAGCGUCAGUUUGAUGUUGCCUCUUUGCUCGCACCCGAUGUGCAAAUUGUUGAUAUUGUUAAGGAUGAGCGGGAGAGAGCAUCGACGACACAAACGCAGCACACUGUCAUAACUAAGUUGCAGGUGCAAAAUCAACAAACGAUUCAUCAUCAUCAUCAAGAAUUGGUGGUGGACCAACCAUCAAACUCAAGUGACAAGCCCAAUCUGUCCUUGGAUGCCGAUAUCGAUGCUGAUAUUGAUGUAGAUGGUGACGGUGAAUGUGAUGGUAAUCGAGAUAAAGAUCGAGGCGAAGUACAAAAUGCAUUAAUGCACCCUAAUGAUCAUAAUUUAAGCAGUCAUGAAGCUAUUGAAAUGCUUUCGGUUCCAGAUGACAAUAACUCCGAUAUUAGUGAUGCUAGACGAUCAUCACCUUUUGAUGCAGAUGAUCUAGAACCAGAGUCUCACAAUUUUGCAACCUCUAUUUCGCCAACGUUAGGUGGUGGUAGAAGCUCAAUAGCUAGCAGUAGCCAAAAUGACUCGAAUUCACUUGAAGAAUGCAUUACCGUUUCAACUCCAGGCUCUGCAUCCGUCCCUACAUCGAUUUCACAUCACCUAUCAACUCCUCUGGGAAUGCCAUCAUGCCAUCAUGUUGUCGAUCCACACAUAUUGAGCAGAUAUUAUGGUACAUAUAUGGCAGCUGCGGCGCAUCGAGCUAGCAUCGAAGCCUCCAGAGCACAAUCAAAAUCAUUAGCAACACUCCCGCCGCCAACCGAACUGUUACCUAACAAAUUGUAAUUCAAAUAAUAUGGAAUCUGUGUUGGCA